Messenger RNA from Saccharomycopsis crataegensis, 2535 nucleotides. Its product is annotated as magnesium transporter CorA family protein. The transcript has a single exon. NCBI's taxonomy places the organism in Eukaryota, Fungi, Ascomycota, Saccharomycetes, Ascoideales, Saccharomycopsidaceae. Gene Ontology annotation, molecular function: magnesium ion transmembrane transporter activity. Gene Ontology annotation, biological process: intracellular magnesium ion homeostasis; magnesium ion transmembrane transport. Bases 1 to 2535 code for a protein of 844 amino acids. Gene Ontology annotation, cellular component: fungal-type vacuole membrane. The record is from RefSeq and is a predicted model, not a curated record.
AUGCCAACUAAUCAUCAUCUAAAGGCCAACCUGCACCAAAGGAGACACACUUUCCUGGACAUAUUCAACAAUGACGAGGCACAAAUAACAGUGGGACCCUCCGGAGUGGCCGAUGAAGACCCUGUGAAUUAUGGCAUCAUUGAUCAGCGAGUCUUUACCAGGCAAAAGAAAGCUACCAGAAAAAGAAAAAAAUCUGCAGAAAAGUACAAGCCCCCUGUCAAUAUUAGUGCAGGAAAAGCUUCCAAUUUUGCCGAUAACUGGCUCAAUGAUGAACAAGGGAUGCUCAAUGCAAGCCCAACCAAUAUGUCUCCCUCGUACAUGUAUAUGCCAUAUUCAGAUACAAAUAAUGACUCCAAUCCUAGCCCCGCACCCAAGAAAUACAGCAGUUUUAGUUUCCAAGCCAAAAGAGGGAGUACGUUUGGUAGUGGGUUUCCUGCAAACUACGACUAUAUCAAUAAUCGCAGACCCAGCGCAAGUGUCGAAGAUAAUUUGGAUGAUUUAUUUGAUAGUGAUUAUGAAUUUGAAGGCUCUCAGCCAUCGACAAAGAACUACAAUGAUAAUGAUAACUCUUCAAUUGAUGAUGUGUGUCUUCCAAUUGAUCAAUCUGAUGACGAUGAACAGCGACAAGGACCAAAGAUAUGGCCUGAUUUGAGAGUUCUACAAGAAUAUUAUGAUGAAGAGGUUUCCGAAUUGAAAAUUAUUGAUGAAAGCAAUUCGAGGGAAGCCCAUAAUGCUUUUUUUUCAAAUAACAAUGUCAGUGGCACUUCACCGACAGACUAUAGGAGUGACAGUAUGGUUGUGGGAUUCCAGAACCCUAUUAUCAGUAAGGUUGAUGAACUGCAGCCGUUUUUGAAGCAUCACCAUGUGGAUGAGACGGAGGGAUUGGAUGGUCGUCUUAGAGCACCAAGAAUCAAUCCAUGGGAUACUACAGGUCAUCCUAGUAACUUGAGAAACUCACCAAAUCGUGGCAUGCCAGGGCUUGCUGAACAAUUUCGUUUUGCUUACUUCAGAGAAGAUUUGGAUACCACUAUUCAUGCUUCUACAAUUUCUGGAAUUUUGCAACCAGGGCAAACAUUUGCUGAUUUGUUUGUUAGGUCACAGUAUUCCAAGAAAAAAAACCCUAGUGGAUCUUCGGUGCUAUUAAAUGAGGUGGGCAAAAAUAUUUCAACUGGGAUGUCGGCAGCAAACACCAGAGGUAAUACCCCAGUUCCACCAGAGGUGGAUGAAUCUCAAAAGAUUGUUUUUUGGUUAGAUGUACUAAACCCCACUGAUGAUGAAAUGAAGGUUAUUAGUAAAUCUUUUGGAAUCCAUCCCUUGACCACCGAGGAUAUCAUGUUGGGAGAAACUCGAGAAAAAGUAGAGCUAUUCAACGAGUAUUAUUUCAUUUGUUUCAGAUCGUUCGAUAUUGUUCAUGAAAAAAUGAAGAUUAAGGUUCAUAAAGAACUCACAAAUGCCGAAGAAUUUGAAGACGAUGAUAAUUUACCUUUCUUGAAAAAAAUUACAAACAUGGUUAACAAAAAGCUAUUCGGGGCUACUGAUGAUCAAUUUCGCCGAAGAUUAGAGUCCACAUUCUCAAAAGAUGCCGUUGAUAUGUUGAGAAAAAAGCAAUUCAAAAAUAGCUCGAAGUUUAAUGAAUUACGCCCUUUGAAUAUUUAUAUUGUGGUUUUCAAGGAUGGGUUGUUGACGUUCCAUUUUGCCCCAACACCUCACCCAGUAAAUGUCAGAAGACGUUGUCGUUUACUCAAAGAAUAUCUUACUGUUUCCACCGAUUGGAUAGCAUAUGCGUUAAUUGACGAUAUCACUGAUGCAUUUGGUCCAAUGAUUGAACUAGUUGAAGUGGAAGUGGCAGCAAUUGAAGACGAAAUUAUCAAGAUGCAAAGCGCAGAAGAUGACUCCGAUUAUGACUCCGAUUAUUCAGAUGUUGAAGAUUCGAAGCCCGAGAACUCUCAAUCUCAUGAUAACCGAUCAAUCGUCACUAAAAACUCGUCUAUAUCAUCAACAAGCACAACUAGCACAUCGUCAACGUCGUCUACCAUCCGCUGGCAACGGAAGAAUGAUAUGUUGCGCCGAAUUGGUGAGGCAAGAAAGAAAGUCAUGUCGUUACUGAGACUUUUGUCAUCUAAAGCCGAUGUUAUCAAAGGCUUUUCUAAAAAGUGUAAUGAAUCGUUUGUGAACAUGUCACCAAGCUCAGAAAUCGGAAUGUACUUAGGUGAUAUUCAGGACCAUAUUAUCACCAUGGUCCAAAGCUUGAAUCACUGUGAGAAACUUCUUGCCAGGUCACAUUCGAAUUAUUUGGCACAGAUUAACAUCGAUAUGACGAAAGUCAAUAAUGAUAUGAAUGAUGUUUUGGGCAAACUUACGAUGCUUGGUACAAUAGUAUUACCUUUGAAUGUUUGUACUGGUCUUUGGGGGAUGAAUGUUAUUGUUCCUGGCCAAGAACAUGACGGCUUGGUUUGGUUCAACUCGAUAACCAUGGGGAUGGUGUUGUUUGCUUUGGUCAUGUAUAUUGUUGCUAGAAGGAUCGGGGUGGCAUGA